GUUUAUACUCAGCUUAUGGGUGUGUUGUAAUUGGAGGCUUCGUGAGCAUGAAUUUAUUAGAUGACAUUUUAACGUUAUAAGUUCGAUUUCACCGACGAUUUUGAUUUGUAUGACAUAAGAAAACGUGAGAAAUUGACACAAAGGAUCAUGACAACACAUAGAAAACUAAAAUACAGUGUGUCUGAUGCUAGUCGUCGAAUGUAUAGAGAUGAAACCAACGGGAUUUAUCGAAAACUGGACAAUCCCUCUCCCACAGAAAACCAACUAAGGCAACAGAAAUUCGAGGCAAGACAGCGUCCACUUAGUCACAUUUUGGCUUCUAGUUCCUUCAGAGAAGACUAUAACAGGGAACAAAUAACCAGAGGACAGAGUUUAAGCAAUUUGAAGAAGGCCCGGUUGAGAAAUUCAUUGAAUUUACCCCAUAGUUUUUCUUUGGAUUUAGGAUACGAUGUGGAUGCAAAUGCAAAUUUAGACGACUUUUCAGCUCGAUCAGGGAAUUUGAGAGAAAUAACAGUCUCGGGGGAUUCUGCUUUUAGUUUUGUUCCAGAGAGGGAUAUAAUAUCUUUGGGAGACAUUUCGUCCUCUCAUGCUAGAAACUGUCGAGCCUCCAAUAAGUCUCCAAGUGUUGCAAGCUUUGGCAGUAAGAGAUCUGACCUUAAAUCUGAGAAAAUCCGAAAAUCAUCUACAUCGACAUCAUCGUCAUCCUCGUCCACAUCGCGAGGCCAUUCAUCUAGGUCACGAUCGUCCUCGCCAAAGCCCAAGUACAAAACAAAGGACAUUGAACAUGUACUUGAUAAUGCGACUGAUAGUGAAGACGAUGAAUCAUCCAAAAUCCAAAAAGUGCUACACAAAAGGCCUUCUUUUAAGGAAAUAUUUCCAGAACCUGUAAAUCAAGAAUUCAUGGACAAAUCUGUAGAAAGAAAAUCACUUGGUAGAUUGUCCUUCUCGGAAAAAGAUACCAAUAGAAUUUUCGAUUCGGAAGAAGGUAUCCAGACUAAUGUAAAAAAUGGUUCUAGUUCUUUAAGAAGAACUAAGCUUAACACAUCCCUUUCAACAGAUUCAGGGGAAUCAGACUCUCCAAAAGCUGCACAUAAGGUAUUCGACUCCACAGACCAUUUCCAGCGUAGCUUCCUAUUUCCUGGAACUGUAAACAAACCAGAAACGACCCCCUCAGAUUCAGAGUCUUCGUGCAAAGAAGGCAGUUAUAUUUUGGACUCUGAGUUUAACCCGUCAGAGAAGUCGUGUGUCUCAGUCAUCUCACCUCAUUCUUUAGCAGUAUCCGCUGAUUUACCUUCUUUGGACAACACUGAAAAUGAGAAUGGUUAUCUCUCGGAUAUUCAAAUGCUCAAACAAAAAGCUUUGAAAGGAAACCUCAAUCUGGACAGGACUGUGUCCCUAGGGGACACCCCUCCCCCACUCCCACAAAGUAGCCCACCAGAUGUCAUAGAAAAAAUAAGUCUCGACAGCUAUGCAGGGAACGAUUUUGGACCCUCUGAAGUAAAACAAAUGACUUCUGAAAGUUUUGUGAGCGCUGGUAAAAGCCCCGGGUAUCUAAGGACGUCAGUUGCUUACUAUGGUCCUAUAUACGCCAGCAAUAAUACCCUCAUCUUACCCACAAAGUCAGCUCAACCGCCUCUCGGUCAAUGUGGGAAGCAAGACUAUCUUUCUGAUGAUGAUACCACUAGCAAUUCAUCGGGUUCUUCUACCUCAUCAAACCAUAAAAGCAAUGUUCAGAAUGCUGAGAAAGAAAAUGUAAAUGUGUCUGAAAAAGUUAUAUUUGAGAAGGCAGGUUUAACGGAAAACACCCGAAACCGAGGUACUGGAAGUGAAUCACAAAAUGAUUAUACUAAGAGAAAUUCAUUGGGUUCUUCGUCAUCAAACGAAGAACACUAUGUUGUACAUGAGGAUCAAAUUACCGAAAAAGAUGACAAUACAAUAUAUGAAAAGGCAGGUUUAACCGAAGUCACUCAAAAGCAAGGAACUGCAAGUGGACCUCAAUAUAGCUGUACACAGGCUUGUUCAGAGCAGGAAAGUCCACGCAGCAUCAAUAGAGAAAUUCAUCAGGUGCUGGAAACCUUAGAUAACGCCAUAUUGGGUGUUUCCGCAGAUACCACGGAGCAAGAAACUGUAAAACACCGCGGCCAUCAUGUGGUGGUAGCCAUCGACUUUGGCACCACGUACAGUGGGUAUGCCUACAGUUUUACUAGAGACCCUUCCCAUGUCCACUUAAUGAGGAAGUGGGAGGGCGGGGACCCAGGAGUCAUCAAUGAGAAGACCCCCACCAGCAUCCUCCUGACUCCGGAGGGUCAGUUCCACUCCUUUGGCUACAGCGCUAGGGAUAACUACCAUGACCUUGGCAAAGAGGAGGCAAAAACAUGGAUGUAUUUUGAAAAGUUUAAGAUGAUCCUCCAUAACACGCCGGAAUUAAGCAAGGAUACAUUACUGAAAGCCUCUAAUGGAAGACUUUUCCCGGCGAUGAAUGUAUUUUCCUUGGCUCUGAAGUUCUUCAGGGACCACGCCCUACAAGAACUGAGUGACCAAUCAGGAAUGAAGAUUCUCAAUGAAGACGUACGAUGGGUCAUCAGUGUACCGGCAAUAUGGAGAGCUUCGGCUAAACAGUUUAUCAGGCAGGCUGCUUACGAGGGUGGUUUGGUUUCCUCCCAAUGUCCGGAGCAGCUGAUCAUUGCCUUAGAACCGGAAGCUGCUUCUAUCUACUGCAGAAAGUUAAAAAUGUACCAGCUUGUUCCGGAAAUGAAUGAAGAGCGCCCUCUUCAGUCACCAAAGUUUGCCUCUGUUGAGCCAAUGAAUAUAAAUCCUGCCUGUGAGGAUUUGAAAGAAGGCAGUCGUUACAUGGUUGUAGAUUGUGGAGGGGGAACUGUCGAUAUAACUGUACACCAAGUUGAUAAAGGAGAGAAGCUGACAGAGCUAUACAGAGCCUCAGGGGGCCCUUAUGGGUCAGUAGGUAUCGAUUUGGAAUUUGAGAAGGUUCUUGAUAUGAUAUUUGGUAAGAACUUGAUGGAAAAUUACCGACAGAAGUGUCCCGCCGGAUGGGUGGAUUUGAUGAUUGCUUUUGAGUCCAGAAAACGCUCAGCCAGCCCACACAAGUCAUCUCCCCUUAAUGUGGCCCUUCCGUUUUCGUUUAUCGAUUACUGUAGGAAGCACAAGCUUAUCAGUAUGGAGCACAUCGUUAAAAGGUAUGGUGAUAAAGAUAUCCAAUGGUCACGUCUGGGCAUGCUCCGUCUGACACCGGAAGCGAUGAAGAGGCUAUUCCUUCCAACAAUAAACAAAAUCAAACAGGCUGUUGGGGAUGUACUUAACGCUAGAGGAGCUAGGGAUCUAAAUUAUAUGUUCCUCGUUGGAGGCUUUGCUGAGUCAGCAGUUCUACAAGAUGAAAUCAGGAAAGAAUUUGGUUCGCUGUUAAAAGUGAUCAUUCCACAGGGAGUGGGGCUUACGAUACUCAAAGGUUCUGUGUUGUUUGGACUAGACCCUACUGUCGUCCACAUAAGGAAAUCACGUGUGACGUACGGACUGGGUGUUCUAAACACCUUCAGACCUGACCUACAUCCGGUGGAAAAGAAAAUGGUCAAAGAAGACACAGAAUGGUGUAUGGAUGUUUUUGAUAAAUUUGUUCUUGAAGACCAGCCCAUGGCCUUAGGCGAUGUUAUAUUAAGGAGCUACAAACCAGCCUGUCGAAAUCAGAAGCAAAUACAGAUUAAUAUAUACUCUGCAGAAAAUCCAGACACACAUUUUAUCACGGAGAAGGGAGUAAAGAAAUGCGGCAUUCUUUCUUUGGAUUUGGAGGAAGAUUCUGUGUGCGAGUUAUCUAGGAGGGAAAUUCAAACCAGGAUGGUGUUUGGAGAAACAGAGAUCCGAGUUAGCGCCCUUGAUGUGUGUACUGGUCACCGUGUCCAGGCGGUUGUCGACUUUCUAAGUUACUGAUUUAUCAUCCCUCAAACAAUCACAAACGGAACUUCAUACACAUUCAAACUGACAGGACUUAUUAUUGAUGGAAAUAUAGUCAUUGUGUUCCUUGAGAUGCGCAUAAAGGCGAACAUUACCAAUAUCAUGCUCUAUAGCAUUUCUACCUCAUAACAUUUUUUGACUGCUUAAUAUGCUACAUUAAAGCAAAGGUUCGACGAUGGUGAGCAGAUUGUUUAAGUCUGACCCUCUACAGAAUAAAGAUGACAGUCAAAUACGAGUAUACAGGAAUAUGUCGUGUUUUAACCAAUUGUAUUUUGUAAAUCUUUCUUAAGCUACUCUUGAUAAAUAAACUUGUCAAUAUCUUUU
This is a messenger RNA of Saccostrea cuccullata (small rock oyster), 4287 nucleotides long. RefSeq lists its product as uncharacterized. Lineage: Eukaryota; Metazoa; Mollusca; Bivalvia; Ostreida; Ostreidae. The coding region runs from base 148 to 3939 and encodes 1263 amino acids. The record is from RefSeq and is a predicted model, not a curated record. The transcript is spliced from 9 exons.